UUUCAGAAAAUGGCAAGCGAUCAAGAUAACCACCAAUCUAUGGAGAAAGAACUAUCAUGUACGCUAUGUUUGGAACUUUAUAGAAAUCCUGUUAUGCUACCAUGCCUUCAUUCAUUCUGUUACACGUGCCUAGAAGGGUUCGUGAAAGCCAAACCAUGUGUUAAGAAUAUUUUAAGAUGUCCAAUUUGUAGAAUUGGUGUAGAAUUAAUCUCAGCCGACCUUAAUCACUUGCAAAAAAACUUUCAACUUGCCAGUAUUGUAGAUGUGUACCGACAA
Messenger RNA from Lottia gigantea (owl limpet), 276 nucleotides. RefSeq lists its product as hypothetical. The annotation marks the transcript as partial. Gene Ontology annotation, biological process: positive regulation of DNA-templated transcription. Gene Ontology annotation, molecular function: ubiquitin-protein transferase activity; metal ion binding. The record is from RefSeq and is a predicted model, not a curated record. Gene Ontology annotation, cellular component: chromatin; nucleoplasm. NCBI's taxonomy places the organism in Eukaryota, Metazoa, Mollusca, Gastropoda, Lottiidae. The transcript has a single exon.